AUGUAUUCGAAUGAUAUAACAGGUGGUCACUCGACAACAAGAGGACGAGGAAUUACAAGACGUGUUAAUGGGAAUCCAAUUCAACAUCAAUAUCAGUAUAAUUCAUCAUCACAAGAAGAAACAGAUGAUGUUUCCUUAUCUCAUACAUCGAAUAUUACGAAGAAUGGAAUGAAAAAGUGUGUUAGUUGUUCAGUAUUAGUUCCAGAAUCUGAUCAGCGUCAGCAUUUAUUAAAUUGUACUGGGAGUAGUAGUGUUCGUGAGAACAAGAAACGCUGUAUACAAUGUGAGCAAUUAUUUGAUAUAUCUGAAUUUGCAUCUCAUAUGGCACAAUGUGAUGGGCGAGAUACAUCAAUAACAGCGUCCAAUCAAAAGUUAAAAACAUGUCCAAUGUGUUCAAAGUCCGUUGAAAAUCUACAACAACACGCUAGCACAUGUAAUGGUGAUACUGAAAAACCACAAUAUCAUGAACGAGAUACAUCACCACCAGCAUUCAACAAAAAAUUAAAAAUAUGUCCAAUGUGUUCAAGGUCCGUUGAAAAUCUACAACAACACGCUAGCAUAUGCAGUGGCGAUUCUGAAAAACCACAAUAUCAUGAACGAGAUACAUCACCAUCAGCAUCCAACAAAAAGUUAAAAAUAUGUCCAAUGUGUUCAAGGUCCGUUGAAAAUCUACAACAACACGCUAGCGUAUGCAGUGGCGAUUCUGAAAAACCACAAUAUCAUGAACGAGAUACAUCACCAUCAGCGUCCAACAAAAAGUUAAAAAUAUGUGCGUGA
Didymodactylos carnosus is the source of this 777-nucleotide messenger RNA. NCBI's taxonomy places the organism in Eukaryota, Metazoa, Rotifera, Eurotatoria, Philodinida, Philodinidae. The record is from the annotation of a GenBank genome assembly.